Pogona vitticeps (central bearded dragon) is the source of this 5297-nucleotide messenger RNA. NCBI's taxonomy places the organism in Eukaryota, Metazoa, Chordata, Lepidosauria, Squamata, Agamidae. The record is from RefSeq and is a predicted model, not a curated record.
AUGGCAGUACUUAAAUGUGAAUCACCCAGCAGUCUCCAAAGGAAGAACGCCGCAGGGCUGACCCCGUUCAAUGUCGAGGCCAAGAAUGAGCACCGCAAUGGGAUCCUCUCCGUCUCCUACGUCCAGCGGGUCCUUGUGGAGGUUUACGGACAACGGGUCGAAAUCCUCAAAAGCGAGAGGGGCCAAGUGCUGGUGAACCACGUGUGGAGAACGCUUCCUGUGACCAUGGUGAACGGCUCCGUGACCGUCGGCAGGGAUGGCCGGUACGUGACGCUGGAGACCGACUUCCACCUCUCCGUCUCCUACGACGCGGACCACUCGGUGGAAAUCCGGGUCGAAAGGAUUGUUGAUAAAAGGAAGAACAAAAAAGGUAAAUGGGAAUAUCUUAUACGAUGGAAAGGUUAUGGCAGUAAUGAAGACACAUGGGAACCGGAACACCACCUAUUACACUGUGAGGAAUUUAUCGAUGAAUUUAACGGACUGCACGUGACGAGAGACAAGCGGGCGAAACAUGGGAAACAAACCACUGCGCCAAAAUUUUUGCGAGAGAGCCGAGGAUCGUCUCUCGACAAACUGCCACACAGACCCUCUGACUCUGGGAAGAGCAAAGGUUUGUCCCAUAAAAAGAAGCGCAUGGCCUCAACAUUUCAGAAGCCAAAAAAGGGCUACACAGCCAAACCGGCCUCUUCGGGAGACAGAGCUGCUAAAACAGUCUCCUACCGGACUACGCCCAGCGGUUUACAGAUCAUGCCGCUGAAAAAGCCGCACAACGGCCUGCAGAAUGGAGAUGCCAGUUAUGAGAAAGAUACUGGACCUUUUGGGAACGGCUCCCAAAAGGCAAACGUGGAUUUAAAUGAACACGAAGGGGAACCUGAUUUGCCUGGACUAUUGGAUGUUAAUAGCGAAUCACCAGUCAUGAAUGGAAUCGGUUCUUCGCUGGCCAAUGGAGGCCUGAAUCUUCAUAGCACUGUGAAAAGGAAGCUGGAAGGGGAAAAGGAUUACGUCUUUGAUAAGAGACUCAGGUACAGCGUGCGGCAGAACGAGAGCAACUGUCGGUUCAGGGACAUUGUCGUACGCAAAGAAGAUGGAUUCACGCACAUCCUCCUGUCCAGUCAGACCUCAGAUAACAAUGCACUGACUCCAGAGAUUAUGAAGGAGGUACGGAGAGCCCUGUGCAAUGCCUCGGCCGAUGAUAGUAAACUCCUGCUUCUGAGCGCAGUGGGCAGCGUCUUCUGCAGUGGCCUUGAUUACUCCUACUUAAUUGGCAGGCUGUCAAGUGACAGAAGAAAAGAGAGCACUAGAAUCGCAGAAGCUAUAAGGGAUUUUGUGAAAGCCUUUAUUCAGUUUAAGAAGCCUAUUGUGGUGGCAAUCAAUGGUCCUGCACUAGGCUUGGGUGCUUCCAUUUUACCACUCUGUGACAUCGUUUGGGCAAGUGAAAAGGCCUGGUUCCAGACCCCCUAUGCAACAAUUCGGCUUACUCCAGCUGGCUGUUCUUCUUACACAUUUCCACAGAUACUGGGAGUUGCACUGGCCAAUGAAAUGUUGUUUUGUGGAAGGAAACUUACAGCGCAAGAAGCGUGUAGCCGAGGACUCGUCUCUCAGGUCUUCUGGCCCACAACGUUUGGGCAAGAAGUGAUGCUGAGGGUGAAAGAAAUGGCAUCCUGCAGCGCUGUGGUGUUAGAAGAAUCGAAAUGCCUUGUGCGGAGUUUCUUAAAAUCUGGUCUCGAAGAUGUAAAUGAGAAAGAGUGCCAGAUGUUAAAACAGCUGUGGAGUUCUUCCAAAGGACUGGAUUCAUUAUUCAGUUAUCUACAGGACAAAAUUUAUGACGUCUGACAUGGCUAAGCAGCGUGAAGCGAGGAAAAACAAAGGUGGAGGAAAACGAGAUUUCAAGUGUCACAGAGGAAUAACAUCAUGGUCAAAUCCAGAUCCAAGAUGUCCUUCAGAGGAAAUUGUGGACCGUGUCUGUAACACACCUGUGGUCAUGUCCGUUUUCUUGUGAGUUCGAUUCAGCCGCUUGUCCUGGCAAGAUUUUUCCUUAUAGAAAAGAGGACGGCCCCAGGAUGCAGAGCCUUUGCUGAGAGCUGCAUCUUCUAGCUGGAAAGAACAACACAUUCCAUGUGCUCCCAAGGCACUCUGUUAGCUCCUAGACGGCGAAAUGUGAAUAUCAAUUCCUUUUGUCAUUGUUUUUAAACGAAUGGAUUCUUCUUACAAUCAACUUGUCUUUGCAUUGAUCCAAGCGACUCAAUCUCAGCUUCAGGCCAGGAUCAUGCUUUGGCGGCCCAACCGUAGAUAUAUUUCAGUACUUCUUUUCUUUACUUUUUUUAGAAAGUUAACAAUGGAGUGAAUGGUGUGAGGGGGGGAGGCGAUAUAAUUUAUAUCUAUGAUGUAUAAAAUAAUAAUUAUUUUGCAACUACAAAGAACCUAUUAGAAAUUCUUCCUGUGUUUUUCUCCCCCAGUUAAAUUUAUUUAAUUAAUUUAUUUGUGUGGUUGUGUACCUUAGUAUGUUUAUAGGUAUGUAUUUAUAUAGAUAUAUACAUGCGCAUGUGCGCAUAUGCAUUGGUGUGUGUGUAUAUGUGAUGGUGUACGUAUACACACAUGUCCACACACUUGACUGUUGACCUUGUUAAGAUGCUAUUUUUAGCAUUGUUUUACGCCAUUAUAAUUAUCUUGUUUCCCAAACUUGGAUAUGUUUUGCACAGUUCGACAAGGCUCUUUGGUUUACUUUAAACAGAUUGAUCUGUGUGGAUAAGAAAAAGAGGGUUACGCAGAAGAGGCCCUAGAACGCUUCGGAAUAUUAAGGAAACAAUUAGAUCCGUGUUCCUAGAUGCAGAAAAUAGUAAGAAACAGGUACAGAGGGUAGAUAUCAUUGCAUAAUAUUGAUCAAGAAAAACCAGCAUAAACCUGAAGCUGUGUGUGUUACACGAAUCCUCUUCUUCUUCCUGACAACUUGAGGUAUAGUGUAGGGGGUGUUGUUGUUGUUUUUAAUUAAAAAAUGCGUAUAUGUUUACUAUAUUUUUCUUGUUGGCUGGACAUGAAAAAACAGGGUGAAUGGUGUGUAAACGGAGGUGCCAAUAAACAGUUAAGCCCCUCUUUGGCCCGGGGAGCUUGGCGGUCUAGGUCUCAUGAGCUUCUCAGUGUAAGAGAAAUGCUGGUGAGAAGCUACUACGCUGUGAAUUAUUAGAUAACAAAAACUCCCUUUUUCUGUCUCUUUUUUUGGCACGUGGCGGUUGGCUUCUCCACCUCCAAAUUGGGUGAAGACAUCAGUUUCCCUCAGAACGAUCACUCUUCUUUUGCCGGGUGUGAUCCCCGAUAUAUCUAGAAAAGAAUUUUUCCCCAUAUUGCAUCAGUUUAAUGCCUUACGAUGGGUGGGUUUAAGUCCCCAGAGAAAAAUAAUAGAAGGGGCGCAUCCUUCAAAUGAAGCAACGACAAUGGCCAAACCAACGUGUGUUAAGGCAGGAAGUUUCGGUGCCCAAGCUAGUCAAAAUAGGUAUAUACUUUUCACUUUCAAACUGCUAAAGUUGAAGGCAACUUUUCACACUGCAAAUGUGAACACUGAAUAUAAACAUUUGCUUGUAGUAUCAUUUGUUCCCUGUAGCAAACAAGAAGGACUUCCGGAAGUUUCUUAAACAUUACUUUUCCCCUCAUCGCCAUGUUUUUGCUUCGUUUUUUCCCUCUCUGCCCAGUAUGAGCGUAGAAAACAGUUUCUUUUUAAAUUCCUUCCCUGUUUCUCUUUGAGAGCUUCCAAAAAAGACAGUAGGGUAGGAGGGAGGGUUUAAUCUUUUGCUCUCUAUGAGGUAGAAGUCCAACCUGUUCAAAGGCAUACAUGGAGAUCAUUGUGCAGAGCUUCUAGUUAACGUAGAGAACAUCUUCCAGUUAAAAAUUGUCUAUAUAUCUUUUUGGAAAUAAAUAUUCAGUGUGGUUUGCAUUGUAAGGAAAGAGGGAAAGGUUGAUGUCUCUGAAAUGAACUGGGAAUUAUUUCUAGUCGCCCCUUUACCAUUAUACUACUGGACUCCAGUUUAGCUUCCUUAGAUUAAUGUAUGGAACUAAAAUCAGAAUGUUACAUACGCACUAGCAGAAGAUGUCCUCGCAGUGUAUGAUCUCGAGGGAGAAUAUUCGAAAUUUGCCUCUCUCAACAAGUGGUACAGCCUCAAGAGGAUUUAUCUCCCACAGACUGAUGAACUGGCAGGAAUUGUUCCCAUACUAAGAUUUGCUGACAGACAGAGUUCUCGACAUUUUGCUCUCUGGACAAAAGAUGUUCAUAAUACACCCAAUUUUUUCACAUAUGCUGAUCAGUUUCUUCUAGAGACUUUUCAAAAUUUCCAUAUUGCCACAUUUCUUUGGUAAAAGCGUGUUGAAACACACUGAACUACAAUCUCUUUUUAAAAAAAGACUCUUAAGCUUUUAAACAUUUUUUAAAAUCAUAACUACACGGUUAAUCCAAUUUCCAUGAAAUCUUUUUUUUAAAGGGCAUUCUCUCUUUUUUUAGAAAAAACAACUCAUCCAGAUCUCUCUUUCUGUCAUCACUGGGUAUUCAGUUUGGUAGGUGUACUGUAUAUACUAGAUCAAAUAUCUUUAUUGAAUAUUCACAGUAUUUAAUAAAAUAAAUAAAUAAAUGCAGAUUUGUUGUUAAGUAUGUUACAUUAUUUCAUGUAAAUGGUUUUGUACAAAUCUUUAAAGAUCUGCAGUUUUUUGCAUUUGUAAAUAUGGAAAAGUAAGCAACUUCAUUUCUGUGUGUUUGUCUUGCAUGUAUAUUUUUGCUGUACAUAAAACAGCUUAGUUGGUUAUCCUUCUGUUUCAACGAAUAAGCUUUCAGACUUUAAUACAGUAUAUAUAUUUUCAAAAAUAUAAACUUUUAUAUUUCCGUGGUAGAUUAGGGUAAGCGUUGUAGGCAAUCUUUUCCCCACUCUGGCCGACCGUUCUUUUAAUUCCUCGCAUUCCAGGGCUGGUGCCAAUUAUUUUUCACUUUGAAUAAUUUUAUCGUUUAUUCUUCUAAAUAUAUGCAGCAGGGUUUUGCUGGUUGGUUUUCACUGCAGCCUUGAAAUCAAUGAUUUUAAGCUACCGAUCUGUAAAUUUACUGCAUUUGUGAAUAAGCCUUACCACUAGUUUGGAUCAAACAUUGUGAAUUGUGUCAGGAAGGUGGAGAGGGUUCGACUAGUUGUGAUGGCACCAAACCAUGGUUUAGAAUCAAGGCAGGGAAUCACAGCUUAGAAGAGCUUCGUGGCGCCGUGGUUGAACUGCUGUACUGCAGUCAAAACUGUGCUCACGACCCGGGGUUCAAUCCCAGGUAGCCAGCUCAA